AUUGUAACAUGUAAUCAACAUAGAAAAUAUUAAUAUUGUUUACAUUUUUAACACUCAGCCUUCCAAAUCUAGUGUGUAUUUUAUAUUUACAAAAUAUCUCAGUUGAAGCCAUCCACAUUUCAAGCACGCAACAGCCACAUGGCUUCCGUAUUAGAAAACACAGCUCUAUAAAAUAAUUGCUAACAUUUAUCAAGUGCUUACUACAUGUACUGCUUCAAGCCCAUUGGGUGGGGAUUAUAACUAAUUCAAUCUGACGAUAACAUGAUGAGGUUGUCGUGCUUAUUGUUGUCUCUGUAAGCACACAUUACUGUUCUAAUAGCACCGUGAUGGAAGUUUUGGAGCUUUUACAAGGCUUAUUCCUAAUAUGAUGGGGAUGGAAGCCAGGUCGUAAAGGCUCGCAGAGUCAAGAAGGAGAUGAGGGAGCCGGAAAGGGACAAAAAGUUAUUUAAAACUUAGCUGGUGGUGAAGAGGAAAAGUUAACAGGGUGAGGGAAACACGAGGCCAGGGAGACUUGAAGAUGAAGGAGGCUGAAGAGGAAAGAGGAAGACGGAAGGUCAAAGGGAGAUGACUGGGGAUGUUUGGGACCAAUGUCUCCACAGACAGCUCCACUCUCCAGGAGAAUGCUAUGACCCGUGGUGAGAGGUGGGUGGGGGGGAUAGGGGAUGGUUCUGGGAGAAGUUGAACUGAGUUAUGAUGAAUGAAAUCAGCCAGCAAAGAAGCAAAAAGGGAGAAGAUAGAGAUUUGAGAAGUACUUGACCUCAAGACCUGGUGACUGGUAGGAUAAGGAGGAUGGGAAAGAAUGAGGAUUUGAGGAUGAGUCCCAGGUUUCCUGCAUAGGCAAAGGCAGACAGCGCAACAUUCACUGAGUGACUCUCUGGAGUCAGACAUUGGUCCUGGACAUCACAAACUUAUCUCAUUUAAUCCCCACAGAGGUCCCACUAAAGGCUUGCCAUUUCACAGAUGUGCAAGCUGAGGCAAGAUUGUUGGCCCCAGGGCUCACCAUUAGUAAAUGGAUGAGUCAGGACUUGAGCCCAGUCUAUUCCAGAGAUGGAGAGGGGAGAAAAGUUGAUGUGGGGCUAGAACCAGGACAGAUGGUUCAGGUCUUCUCCUCUGAAUAAAGCGAAGUGCUGGGUUUGGGGAGAUGAGAACCCAGGGAAGGCUGGUGUAGAGUGAAAGGCAAGCAGCCUGCAGAUACGUGGGACUAUAAGGUGCUCCAGCAUGAGGGAGGCAUGAUCAACCUGGGGGAUCCUGCAGAACUCAGCAGCCUGAAAGGGAGGACGGGGAAGUGGAGGGGAAGGGCUGGGGAGCAGAGGUGGAGGAGGGGCCGCAGGUUGGGGGUAAGGUGGGCUUCUGUCCACUGGUAAGGGGAGGAAGCAAGCACAUGGUCAGCAAUGGGAGACCUGUGGGAGCUUGGCAGGGACCAAGCAGGGAAUCUGGCAAAAGAAAAACUUGGGGCGUUGUGGGGCGCAUUGAUGCUGGAUCCAGAACACAGAGGGAGACUUAGAGACCUCCUGAAGGUAACAAAUUCUUCUCUUAACCUACUGCAGGGGAGGUAACAAAGGGAAAAGAGGCCCUAAGAGCCAUGGAAAUAGAGGAAAUCAGGUAAGAGAUAAAUAUCUGCCGAGGGAGGGAAGGGAAGGAAGGAAACUAUGAAAUUACAGGAAAGGAAAGUGAGAGAAAGGCACAAUGCUCCCGGAGAGGUUAAGGAGAGGGAAACUGAAGGUAGAACCCCCUUCACCCAAGGCACUGGGUAACCCAUCACUGAUCCUGUGAGAGUCCAGCUGCAGUGGCGGGGGCUGGGGUAGAAUGGGGGCAGAACCUGAACCAGGCCAGGCCCACUGAACUGUCCCACCUCAACCCAGACCAGGACCAGACUCCAGUCAUUGGUCCCGUGUAGUCCGUUUCUUCAUCUGUAAACAGGGUUAAUGACAGGUAACUGAUGUCCAAGUAUUUGGAAAGCGCGACAACAAGGGAAGGAGUUGUUACUAUAAAAGUCUAUGGAUUUACACAGGGAGAUGUAUACCCAGAGCCAGAUGAGGAAAGUCCUUGUGGCCAGUGUAGAUAUGUCCAGAAUGGCCCAGUAGAUUCCAAGCUCCUCUACCUGCCCAAUUUAGUGAGUUCAGGGGUCAAUGUCUGGCCUUGCGGUGAGGUAGGAGGUGGGGGCCUGCAGCUAGACCGGUGAGGUUCACCACCGGCUAGGGGAACAAAGCCUGGGGCUGAGUUCAGCCCUAUCCGGCUCCAGUCUUCUCGGUCACAGGCCCAAGCACUUAGUCCCUCCUCGGCACAUUCAGAGAACAGGCCCGGGUGAUGCUUAUCCAGCUAAACCUGGCUCCCUGCGGGGACCUUGCUCCAGCAAAAUUCACGUUAUCUCCUUCCACAUAGAACGAAAAUCUCGGUUCCAUGUCUUUGCCCAGCUUCGCGCCCUCACCACCCCAGCGAUAUGGCCUGGUUAGGUCCUUAUCCCCACUCAGGGGAGCUUCUCCUUACCCGGAACGGAGGAUGAGGCAAAGGGAGAGGGGGAAGAAACAGAGGGAAAGCGGUGGUGGGGGGAGAGGGCGGUAAAGAGGCAGGAAAGGGAGAAAGAGACAGACAGCCUUAGCCAGAAACGGAGAGACCAGCACAGUUAGCCAGAAAGAUCUGGAGGGGCCAGCAAGAGACACAAGCCCUCGCCACGAAUUCAGUAACGAGUCCUUCCUCAGGUGUUUCUGGGGCGCCUCCGAGGUGCUCCGCCCGGGUCUGCUCUGGACGCGACCGGCUGCAGGGUGCGGCAGUCUCCCCCCACCCCCUCGCCGUCUCCUCCCCACCUCUCCCAUGGGGGCCGGAACGGCUUCGGCGCGCGGGGGCUUUUCGGACCAGUCGAGUGGAAAAUAGACUUUAACCCGCUUUGUGGCAACAAGGGCGCCCGGAGCGCUCUCCCUGGCCGAGACUGCGGGCGCUCAAGCAGGCCACUCUCAAGACCUGGCCUGGAGUCCUUGCAGAGCCUCGCGGCACGAGGACCUUCUGGCCUCUGGGCGCCGGGACGCACUGCCUGGAUCCGCGAACCCGGGCCGCGGCCAGGCCGCUCUGACUAAGCCGGGCAGCAGCGAGGAAGCAGGUCGGCUUCUCGCAGUGCACUGGCAGGGUGCGGGUCCCAGCCUCCCCAUCACCGCCUAGUGUCCUCUUAGGCCUGGAUAUUGGAAGGCCCCGGUGGAAAAGUUUGCUGAGUAUUUGUUCUCCUUCCCAACUGCCCUCUCAUCCCCGACGAAUUAGUGCACGAAAUGGAAACUGGCUGGAGUAGAGUAGUCCGCUGCUCCGCGUUGGCGAGUGGAAGGUGAGAGUCGGAGGAGGCCAGGUGGCCGCUACGUUCCCGGGAUGAUCUGUGUGUCUUCUUGGAGGGUCUUAGGCGUUGAUUGUGGACUGUUCGGCCACCUCCAACGUAAGACAGUGUCUUCAAGGCCCGGGCCUGUCCUGGACUGCCUGCACCUGAGCUCCACAAUCAGAGAAGACAAGGAAAGCAGAUGGCCCUGCGGGCCGGUCGCGAUGCCCGUAGCUGGGCCAAGGUCCUGCUUCCAAGCCCGGAGAACUGCAGCUUGAGACGUCUGGGUGACCACUCCGCCAGCUCCUCCAGCGCUCUCCCUGGCCUGGCCUCUUCUGAAAAUAACUGCGCGACCGCUUUCCGAAGCUGUCCCCCUUACCACCCAGAAAACGAGAAACCUCAGGAACAAGGCCGCGGCUUCGGACUGCGUCCCAGGAGACGGACGAUGGGAGAUUCCGAGGGUCCUAGCGGCCAGGGGAGCAAGUUCUCAGGAGAAAUCUAUUCGUUGGACCCCAAACACCCACAUUGCACUCGAAUUCAAGUUAUCUGAGAACUGAAACGACAUCCCGGGACGAACUGGAGAGGGUUCAACUGGUUUACACACUGGGGAGUGGGGCUGGAGAUUCUCCCAAGCCCCAGACCCCUCACACACCUCCUUCGGCUCCCGCCUGGGUGGAGACGCUUGCGGCUGCCGCCAGACUCAGCUAAAGGGCAGAGAUGCGAAAAGACGGGAGAGCAGGAGGAGGCCUAGCUCGCCCGGCACAAGCUCCAGUCCGGUUUUUGCCUCCGACUGCUGGCUCCUUUCCCUUCCCGCGGUCCCUCGCCCCGCCCCGCCCCGCCCCCCACCUUGGGGCAGGUGAGCGGCGGCCAAUGGGCGAGCGCGGGGCAGGUGCCCGCUAACUCUCGCCUAGCAGCGCGGUGGCCGAGGCCGGGCAGGACAUUGCUGGGAGGACCGGGGGCGGGGGUCGGUCCUGGCUGGACUCGGAAGGGAAGGGGCCGGGCUCAGUCCCCAGGCGGUAGAAGCAGCUCGUAGCUUCGUUCGGAGCCCGCGCCGGUACCGGCGCCGGGAGCUGCCCGCUUGGCCGCAGAGGCCGGCGCGCCUAGCCUCGCGCCGUGGCCCGACUCUGCGUUCGCUGGCUCGCACGCCCCUCGCGGCUCCGCGCCUGGCUUGUGGGCAGGGGCUGAGCGCGGGCGGGCGGGCGGGGGAGGUGAAGGGUGCUGGUGUGUGUGCAUGUGCCUGGCUGGGUGCACACCCCGCACGGCGGCGGCGCCAGGACGCGGAGCGCUCCCCAGAGCCCGGGUGCCUCGCUCGGCUCUGGCGGCCGCGACCAUGUUCCAGCCCACAGCCAAGCGCGGCUUUACCAUCGAGUCUUUGGUGGCCAAGGACGGCGGCACUGGAGGGGGCACUGGCGGCGGCGGCGCAGGCUCCCAUCCCCUGGCGGCGGCCGCCUCGGAGGAGCCGCUCCGGCCCACGGCGCUCAAUUAUCCUCACCCCAGCGCAGCCGAAGCAGCCUUCGUGAGCGGCUUCCCCGCCGCCGCGGGCGCCGGCCGCUCGCUCUACGGCGGUCCCGAGCUCGUAUUCCCCGAGGCCAUGAACCACCACGCGCUGACCGUGCACCCAGCGCACCAGCUGGGCGCCUCCCCGCUGCAGCCCCCGCAUUCCUUCUUCGGCGCCCAGCACCGGGACCCUCUACACUUCUAUCCCUGGGUGCUGCGGAACCGCUUCUUCGGCCACCGUUUUCAGGCGAGCGACGUGCCCCAGGACGGGCUGCUUCUGCACGGCCCCUUCGCGCGCAAGCCCAAGCGGAUCCGCACGGCCUUCUCGCCCUCGCAGCUGCUGCGAUUGGAGCGUGCCUUCGAGAAGAACCACUACGUGGUGGGCGCCGAGCGGAAGCAGCUGGCCGGCAGCCUCAGCCUCUCCGAGACGCAGGUGAAGGUGUGGUUCCAGAACCGGAGGACAAAGUACAAGCGGCAGAAGCUGGAGGAGGAAGGGCCCGAGUCGGAGCAGAAGAAGAAGGGUUCCCACCAUAUCAACCGGUGGCGCAUUGCCACGAAGCAGGCCAACGGGGAGGACAUCGACGUCACCUCCAAUGACUAGGGUGGGCAGCCGCAACCCCACCAGGGCAGAGUGCCACGCGCUGCUGGCCAGGCCCCCCCACCGGUGGGCCCAGCAGGACUCUGGCCACUCCUCGGCCGGGCUGCGUGGAGGCCUCAGGUCACGGCCCCGGAGGGCUCGGAGCCUGGGGCCACCACCGACAGAGGGACUAGACAUGGGCUGGCUGAGGCCCAGGACUGCUCGACCUUCUCCUUGGAGAGCCUGCCCGCCUGGGCAGUGCAGCCUCCCAGCCACUCUCCAUUUCUCUUAUCUCCUUUUCGUUUUGACGCAUUUCUGUUUUAAUUUAUUUUGCAGGCACCCGCUGUAGUUCUUAGUGAUCCCCUUGUGUCUCCCUUCCCUAUGGGAACAAUAAAAGUCUCUCUCUUAAUGA
Molecule: messenger RNA, 5781 nt
Organism: Bubalus bubalis (water buffalo)
Lineage: Eukaryota; Metazoa; Chordata; Mammalia; Artiodactyla; Bovidae
Gene: EMX1
Product: empty spiracles homeobox 1
Exons: 3
Coding region: 4527-5393 (288 amino acids)
Biological process (GO): neuron differentiation; brain development; central nervous system development
Molecular function (GO): DNA-binding transcription factor activity, RNA polymerase II-specific; DNA binding
Source: RefSeq, a predicted model, not a curated record